CGACUCCUGAAUGGUGAAUGCUGGGAGAAUACUUGGCAAACCGGCGCUACGUAACUUACUAUUCAUACGUCACUCAGGUUAGGUAGUGCAUCAAGUGAAGAUGGCGACCGUCUACGAAAGAUACAAUUUGCACACCACGCCUGAGAAGCUCUUCAUCGAGGCGUGCGAUGAAGGGGCGGACGCGGUCCUGGCCAUCGACAGGCUGUCAAACGAGAUGACGUUUACAGUGAAGAAGGAAGUGCCGCCCUCCGCCGUCACCAGGCCUGUGUGUGGUGUCAUGGGAACCAUUCGUCUGGUAGCAGGGAUGUACCUCAUCGUCAUCACCAAGAAGAGGAACGUUGGCAGCCUCCUGGGACACGCCGUGUGGAAGAUGGUGGAGUUUGAAAUCAUCGCUUAUAAGAAGACGCUGCUGCAUCUCACUGAAGCUCAGUCUCAGGAGAACAAGACGCUGCUGUCCAUGGUGAGCAGCGUGCUGGCGACCGACGGCUUCUACUUCUGCACCGACUACGACCUGACCCACACCCUUCAGAGGCUGGCCAACACCAGCCCGGACUUCCAGGAGAUGAGCCUCCUGGAGAGGGCGGAUCAACGCUUCGUGUGGAACGGGAACCUGCUGAGAGAGCUGGCGGCCCAGCCCGAGCUCCACAAAUUCGCCCUCCCUGUUGUCCACGGCUUCGUCGUCAUGAAGCCAUGCCGCAUCAACGGCAAGAUCUUUGAGUGGGUCCUCAUCUCCAGGAGGAGCUGCUUCCGGGCCGGCGUCAGAUACUACAUCCGAGGGAUCGACUCUGAGGGACAUGCUGCAAACUGUGUGGAGACGGAGCAGAUUGUCCUCUAUGAAGGGGCACAGGCCUCUUUUGUCCAGACACGCGGGUCCAUGCCCUUCUUCUGGUCCCAGAGGCCCAACCUCAAGUACAAGCCCAAGCCCCUGAUCAGCAAGACUGCAAACCACAUGGACGGCUUCAAGAGGCACUUUGACUCUCAGUUCCUGAUCUACGGGAAGCAGACCAUUUUAAACCAGGUGAACCAGAAGGGUUCAGAGAAACCUCUGGAGCAGGCCUUCGCCAAGAUGGUGUCCGGGGCGGAUAAGGAGAUGAUCCACUACAUAGCCUUCGACUUCCACAAGGAGUGCAGCCGCAUGAGGUGGCACCGGCUCCAGCUACUGGUGGACGCCGUGGCAGAGAAGCAGGAGGAAUAUGGGUAUUUCAUGGUGAACGCCGAGGGGAAGACGCUGGCCCAACAGACCGGAACAUUCCGCAGCAACUGCAUGGACUGCCUGGACCGGACCAACGUCAUCCAGAGCCUGCUGGCCCGCUGCUCGCUGCAGUCCCAGCUCCAGAGACUGGGUGUGCUGAACGUGGGCCAGAAGGUGGAAGAGCAGGCUCAGUUUGAACGAAUCUACAAGAAUGCAUGGGCUGACAAUGCCGACGCAUGCGCUGUGCAGUAUGCAGGAACUGGAGCCCUGAAAACAGACUUCACAAGGACUGGGAAGAGGACUCAGAUGGGUCUGCUCAUGGAUGGCGUGAACUCCAUGGUUCGCUACUACAAGAACAACCUCUCUGACGGCUUCAGACAGGACUCCAUCGACCUGUUCCUGGGUAACUUUGCGGUGGACGAGAGCGGCGGGCCCACGCCCCUCCGUGUCCAGAAGGACUGGAAGUUCCUCACACUGCCCAUCAUCAUGUUGGUGGCCUUCUCAAUGUGCAUCGCCUCUCUGCUGCUGGCCGGAGACACCUGGAGCGACACCCUGGCAUACGCUGCCAUCUGGGGCGGGGCCGGCCUGCUCACAGCCGCAGUCAUCAUGUUCUAUGGGACAGAUUUCGUGGAUGCCCCCAAGCUGGUCCACAAGGAGAAGAUGGACUGAGUGUCUGAGCGUGUGAAUGUGUGAGUGUGUGGGCAAAAGGAAAAGAUAAUUUCCUGGUCUUCCUUCUCGGGUUAUAGCUCCCUCCCAGUUUGCUUUAGGCUGCACCGCCUGCUGCUCUAGUACAGAGGUCCCCAUAGAUAUAUUGGUUCUUAUAUUUCUGGCUCUCUCUGCAAUGAUUCCCUGCUGCACACGGACUGCUUCAUAUGGUUUACAUGGGUUCUUGUUUCCAUAUCUAAGGCCAGUGAGAGUAAUGAGGGCUUGGUUGUAGUAUUGGAAGUAAGUUGGCAUCUCCCUUGCAGAUCCCUUACUUUUAAAAGCACUUGAGUAAAUUGUCCAACUGGAACAAUAAAAUGUUCCAAAAAAAAAAUUGAUUAGCUAUGUGGGAAGAAUCAUGUUGCAGCUUGCACAGAGGUUUCUUGAAGUAUUUAUCAGGUAUAUAGGCCUUUUUCCUCCAAAUAAAUUCCUGGGUGAUGUUAUUUAUUAAUUCUAACAAUGGUUCAAAGAAAAUUAUGUCUGGUUUAUUAUUCCUGAUCUUUGCUAAUCCAAUCUGUCUAAAAUUAAUCAAACCUACAUACUUAAUGCGUCUUCCUAUCAACUUAAUUGCAGAGUAUGUAUGCUGAUUCUAUUUUAGUAUUGGUUCUUUGUUAUUUUUGCACUUUUGGAACGAUCAAAUGACAUGACUGCUCAUU
Molecule: messenger RNA, 2550 nt
Organism: Gadus chalcogrammus (walleye pollock)
Lineage: Eukaryota; Metazoa; Chordata; Actinopteri; Gadiformes; Gadidae
Gene: sacm1la
Product: SAC1 like phosphatidylinositide phosphatase a
Exons: 20
Coding region: 101-1861 (586 amino acids)
Biological process (GO): phosphatidylinositol dephosphorylation
Cellular component (GO): endoplasmic reticulum
Molecular function (GO): phosphatidylinositol-4-phosphate phosphatase activity
Source: RefSeq, a predicted model, not a curated record